Elaeis guineensis (African oil palm) is the source of this 555-nucleotide messenger RNA. NCBI's taxonomy places the organism in Eukaryota, Viridiplantae, Streptophyta, Magnoliopsida, Arecales, Arecaceae. The record is from RefSeq and is a predicted model, not a curated record.
AUGGAGGCAGCUCUACAGGCGCUGAUCGCCGCCGUUGUCGCCUUCAUUGCCAUCUUCCUCCUCUUCUCUCUCAUCCUCUUCCUCUACCCCCGCACCCCCAAAUGCCGCUUCGGACCCUCGGCUCUGCCUGCGCCGCCCCUCCCUCUUCGCCGCCCCCUGCCCACCUCCGUCGUUGCCGAUGAGAGUGCCUCCUUCGACCCUCCCUCCACCACAUCUCCCUCAACGAGCUCGCUGCCGCCAGAAGGCUUCGCUGCCGAUGCCAUCAUCAGCGACGACAGCUUCGGGUCCGUCUACAAGGCACGCCUCUCCUCCGGCGCCACCGUCGCCGUCAAGCGCCUCUCAGCCGACGCCUUCCAUGGCUUCUGCGAGUUCCGUGCUGAGAUAGAGACCCUCGACGGCCUCCACCACCCCCAACUCACCAGCAUCCUUGGCUACUGCAUCUCCGGUGCCGACCGCCUUCUCAUCUAUGAGUUCGUCGAACACGGGUCCCUCGACCACUGGCUCCAUGAGUCCGACUCAUUCUACUGGAAUAAGAUUUUGUCUUUCUUGGAGUGA